Molecule: messenger RNA, 3992 nt
Organism: Panthera uncia (snow leopard)
Lineage: Eukaryota; Metazoa; Chordata; Mammalia; Carnivora; Felidae
Gene: LIG4
Product: DNA ligase 4
Exons: 2
Coding region: 171-2906 (911 amino acids)
Biological process (GO): DNA biosynthetic process; double-strand break repair via nonhomologous end joining; immunoglobulin V(D)J recombination
Cellular component (GO): DNA ligase IV complex; DNA-dependent protein kinase-DNA ligase 4 complex
Molecular function (GO): DNA ligase (ATP) activity; DNA binding; ATP binding
Source: RefSeq, a predicted model, not a curated record
CCCGGCGACGGUAGCCGGCACGGACAAGAUACGUUGGAGCCUGGCCGCCGGCAAGCUGGAACUCGCGGUGGGCGACCUGACCCGGCGGCUUCUGAGCCCGGGGCACCUGGAGGCCUCCUGCCCCUCAUCCGAGGCCCCCAGGUUAAAGCAGAGGAUUCCGCAUCGCUUCUAUGGCUACCCCACAGACUUCACAAACCGUUGCGUCUCACGUUCCUUUUGCAGAUUUAUGUUCAACUUUAGAACGAAUACAGAAAAGUAAAGGACGGGCAGAAAAAAUCAGACACUUCAGGGAAUUUUUAGAUUCUUGGAGAAGAUUUCAUGAUGCCCUUCAUAAGAACCAAAAAGAUGUCAGGGACUCUUUUUAUCCAGCAAUGAGACUUAUUCUCCCUCAGCUCGAAAGAGAAAGAAUGGCCUAUGGAAUCAAAGAAACCAUGCUUGCUAAACUUUAUAUUGAGUUGCUUAAUUUACCUAGAGAAGGAAAAGAUGCCCUUAAGCUUUUAAAUUACAGGACACCCACUGGAACUCGUGGAGAUGCUGGAGACUUUGCGAUGAUUGCGUAUUUCGUGUUGAAACCAAGAUGUUUGCAGAAAGGAAGUUUAACAGUACAGCAAGUAAAUGACCUUUUAGACUCAAUUGCCAGCAAUAAUUCUGCCAGAAGAAAGGACCUAAUAAAAAAGAGUCUUCUUCAGCUUAUAAGUCAGAGUUCGGCACUGGAACAAAAGUGGCUUAUACGGAUGAUAGUAAAGGACUUGAAACUUGGCUUUAGUGAGCAAUCUGUAUUUUCUGCAUUCCACAAUGAUGCUGCCGAGUUGCAUAAUGUCACCACGGAUCUUGAAAAAGUCUGUAGGCAACUGCACGAUCCUUCCGUCGGACUUAGUGAUAUUUCUAUCACUUUAUUCUCUGCCUUUAAACCAAUGCUGGCUGCCAUAGCAGAUAUUGAGAGAAUUGAGAAGGACAUGAAACACCAGAGUUUCUACAUUGAGACCAAGCUAGACGGUGAGCGUAUGCAAAUGCACAAGGAUGGGGAUGUGUAUCAGUACUUCUCCCGGAACGGGUUUAACUAUACAGAUCAGUUUGGAGAUUCUCCACAGGAAGGCUCUCUUACACCAUUCAUUCACAGUGCAUUCAAAACAGACGUGCAAAACUGUAUCCUGGAUGGUGAGAUGAUGGCCUUCAACCCUAAUACACAAACUUUUAUGCAAAAGGGGAAUAAGUUCGAUAUCAAGAGAAUGGUGGAAGAUUCUGAUCUGCAAACUUGUUACUGUGUUUUUGACGUACUGAUGGUUAAUAAUAAAAAGCUAGGGCGUGAGACCCUGAAAAAGAGGUACGACGUUCUCACUAGUGUUUUUACACCAAUACCAGGUAGGAUAGACAUAGUGCAAAAAACACAAGCUCAUACGAAGAAAGAAGUAAUUGAUGCUUUGAAUGAAGCAAUAGACAAAAGAGAAGAGGGAAUCAUGAUCAAACAUCCUCUAUCCAUUUAUAAGCCAGACAAAAGAGGUGAAGGAUGGUUAAAAAUUAAACCAGAGUAUGUCGAUGGGUUGAUGGAUGAACUGGACACCUUAAUUGUGGGGGGCUAUUGGGGUAAAGGUUCGCGAGGCGGAAUGAUGUCUCAUUUUCUGUGUGCUGUAGCAGAGAAACCUCCUCCUGGUGAAAAACCCUCCAUGUUUCACACUCUCUGUCGUGUUGGUUCAGGUUAUACCAUGAAAGAACUGUAUGAUCUGGGUUUGAAAUUGGCCAAGCAUUGGAAGCCUUUUCAUAAAAAAGCUCCACCAAGUAGCAUCUUAUGUGGAACAGAGAAGCCAGAAGUGUACAUUGAGCCUUGUCAUUCUGUCAUCGUUCAGAUUAAAGCAACAGAGAUCGUCCCCAGUGAGAUGUAUAAAACUGGCUGCACCUUGCGUUUCCCCCGAAUUGAAAAGAUCAGAGAAGACAAAGAGUGGUAUGAAUGUACCACCCUAGAUGACUUAGAACAACUUCGAGGGAAAGCAUCUGGAAAGCUUGCGUCCAAACACCUUUAUGUCGGUGGUGAUGAUGAACCACAAGAGAAGAGGCGGAAAGCUGCCCCAAGGAUCAAGAAAGUUGUUGGAAUCAUUGAGCACCUAAAAGCACCUAACCUUUCUAAUGUAAACAAAGUUUCUAACGUAUUUGAAGAUGUGGAGUUUUGUGUUAUGAGUGGAACAAACAGCCAUCCAAAGCCCGAUCUGGAGAACAGACUUGCGGAAUUUGGGGGUUAUAUAGUACAAAAUCCAGGCCCAGACACCUACUGUGUGAUUGCAGGGUCCGAGAACAUCAGGGUGAAAAACAUAAUUUCUUCCAAUGAACAUGAUGUUGUCAAGCCUGAGUGGCUGUUAGAGUGUUUUAAGACCAAAAGCUGUGUUCCAUGGCAACCUCGCUUUAUGAUUCAUAUGUGCCCAUCGACGAAGCAGCAUUUUGCCCGUGAAUAUGAUUGUUAUGGUGAUAGUUAUUUCGUUGAUACAGAUUUGAACCAACUGAAAGAAGUGUUCUCAGGAAUUAAAAAUUCCGGCGAACAAAGUCCUGGAGAAAUAGCUUCCAUGAUUGCUAAUUUAGAAUAUCGAUAUUCCUGGGACCACUCCCCACUCAGUAUGUUUCGACACCACAUUAUUUAUUUGGACUUGUAUGCUGUUGUUAAUGACCUGAGUACCAAAAUCGAGGGGACGAGGUUAGCUUUUACAGCUUUGGAACUUCGAUUUCAUGGAGCACAAGUAGUUUCUUGUUUAGCUCAGGGAGUGUCUCAUGUAAUCAUUGGGGAGGAUCAUAGUCGUGUUGCAGAUUUGAAAGCUUUUCGAAGAACUCUUAAGAGAAAAUUUAAAAUCCUGCAACAAGAUUGGGUAACUGAUUCAAUAGACAAGUGUGAAUUGCAGGAGGAAAAUCAGUAUUUGGUUUAAAGCUAGCUUUUCUAGUGAGGAAAGCCUGUGAUCUGGUGGACACGUCGUAACAGGUGGUAAAGAUAAAAUUUUAAACUACAUUUUGUUUUUAUCCCUUCAAAUUUAUGCUUAAAUAGUAUUAUUAGAAUAGGAAAACAACAUUUUUAAGUUUUGAGAUAGGUAAGACCCUGAAUAGCCCAAAGCCAAGAAAGAAAGAAAUCUUUUAGCAGUGUAAUAUUUGAUGACUUUUAAAACCAAGAUGAAAUAAACAGUUUAAAGAAGAGGUGUUGAUAUAAUAUCGCUAUAGAAAUCUAGAAUUUUGACUCCAAUAUUAAUAAAAUACAUUCAGAGGCUUUUAGAGUCAUUAAAAGCAUUGAUCUAAAUGGAUUUUCUGGAGUCAAAUAAAAAUUUUAAUAGUUGUUAUAUAAUAAAGCAUUGCAAGAAAGAAGAAUUGUUAUAGUUAGACUUGUAAAAAUAUAUCUUAAAUUGAAGACUAAAAUUCUUUUAAGUUUGAAAUGUUGUAAACAAAUUUGUUUUUUAGGGUUAAGGGCAAGCUCAUAAAUGAAACCUGUUAUUGAUGUAACUAGGUAAAUUAGGGGAAAUUGAAUGAGACUUGAUGGUCUAAAAACUUAAAAUUAGAUCAGUUUGAUUAAAAGAAACUUACCAUUUUGCAAGUAUUGGGCCCACAUUUAUUGUUUCUGUAAAAUAGAGCACGUUUCAAAGACCAUGUUUUUAUGUGAACUUUACUCCAAGAUGAAUAGUAUUCACAAAGAGUGAUUUUCCUAGAUGUAAUCCACAUGUCAAAAUAGCCUAUGUGUUGGGACUUUCAUUACAGAGAGGUAGAUUGCUCUAUUUAAAAUGAUUUUUAUCUUAGGUUAUUUAAAUUCAGUGUAUAUAAUAUAUAUUAUGUCUGGAUUUAUAUACUAAAUUUUGGAAUACAGUGUAUUCAUUAUGAAAAAUAUAUUUUCAUGACACCUCUGAAAUACUUAAAAUAUGGAACCCAAGGAACUGUGUAUAGAUUGUUUGUAUGUAGUUUUAGAUUUUAUUGAAAUGGUGGAACAAAUGUAAUUUUAUUUCUUAAUUUAAAUAAAAUAUUUAAUAUGCUAU